Messenger RNA from Pelmatolapia mariae (spotted tilapia), 1194 nucleotides. RefSeq names its product atrial natriuretic peptide receptor 1. The record is from RefSeq and is a predicted model, not a curated record. Gene Ontology annotation, biological process: intracellular signal transduction; receptor guanylyl cyclase signaling pathway; cGMP biosynthetic process. Gene Ontology annotation, cellular component: plasma membrane. The transcript has 6 exons. NCBI's taxonomy places the organism in Eukaryota, Metazoa, Chordata, Actinopteri, Cichliformes, Cichlidae. The coding region runs from base 1 to 1194 and encodes 397 amino acids. Gene Ontology annotation, molecular function: peptide receptor activity; guanylate cyclase activity; adenylate cyclase activity.
AUGCAAACUCCUACUGGCUUCCAGUUUAGAUGGUCAUACAUUCUGAGCUACCUCAGCUUUGCCAGGGUUUUGACAGAGAAACUGAAUGACUGUUGGCUAGAAAACAUAGACCACGAGAUAAACACUACGCUGGAUGUUCAGCGUUCCUAUAUUUUUGACACAAGUCAAUGGCAGAUCUCUGGCACAAGUACGGAACGUCUGUCUGGGUCUCACACUGGAAUUCAAGCUCUGACAAACACUCAGCAGUGUUUAUUUGAUCGUGCAGUGUUGGCUCUCAGGGCGGGCUCUCGAUCCAUCUCUUCAGGCCUCAGUAUGAGGAUAUGCCUGCUGGCCAUGGCGUGCCUUAUCUACCCUGUGGUGAUGUUCUCUUUCAAACAGAUGACAGAGUGGAUACAGAACUAUGCCCACAGUCUGAAGGAGAAAACACAAGAUCUUAAGCACCAGAGGCAGCUGGCUGAAGAUCUGCUUCACCAAAUGCUGCCAAAGUCAGUGGCCAAACAGCUCCGCCAGCAUAAACAUGUUGAAGCUGAGAGCUACGAAAAGGUGACCAUUUUUUUCUCAGACAUUGUGGGCUUCACCUCUAUCUCUGCGUCCUGUACUCCAUUGCAAGUAGUGGAGAUGCUCAACAACCUCUACAUGUGUUUUGAUACGCGCAUUGACUCCUAUGAUGUCUACAAGGUGGAGACUAUAGGAGAUGCAUACAUGGUGGUGAGCGGCCUACCUGAAAGGAACGGAGACAGACAUGUGGAUGAAAUUGCCAAGAUGGCUCUGGAUCUGGUAGCAGCCGUCAGACAGGUCUCCAUUCCUCACAUGCCCAAUGAGAGGCUUCAGCUCAGAGCUGGCAUCCACACAGGUCCAUGUGUGGCAGGAAUAGUGGGCUACAAGAUGCCAAGAUACUGUCUAUUUGGAGAUACCGUCAACACAGCCUCUAGAAUGGAAUCAACCAGCCUGCCUCAGAAAAUCCACAUCAGUUCAGAAGCAUACCUGGCUCUGAUCAAAGACAAUGCUUAUGAGCUGCAGCUUCGUGGAGAGAUUGAGAUUAAGGGUAAGGGCAAAAUGUAUACAUACUGGCUGAUUGGCCACAAGAACUACAGCGUGCAGAAUGACAGUCUGGUUUGCCACUGGAAUCCCAACAUGGCCAGAAAGAAGAAGAUGUUAGCAGGGAGCCAGGUAUCUGUGAGCAAUGUGAGUUAA